This is a messenger RNA of Harpegnathos saltator (Jerdon's jumping ant), 1901 nucleotides long. RefSeq names its product innexin 7 (gene Inx7). The record is from RefSeq and is a predicted model, not a curated record. Gene Ontology annotation, molecular function: gap junction channel activity. The transcript is spliced from 7 exons. The coding region runs from base 329 to 1561 and encodes 410 amino acids. Gene Ontology annotation, biological process: phototransduction. NCBI's taxonomy places the organism in Eukaryota, Metazoa, Arthropoda, Insecta, Hymenoptera, Formicidae. Gene Ontology annotation, cellular component: gap junction; plasma membrane.
CGCGCCGCGCCGCGGGGCCGAUCGCUCGUAUCACGCUCGUGACGCGUUUAAUUCCGCGUCGUCUAAUUCCGCGACCUGUUAUCUCGCCUCUGUUAUCGCGGAGUGUCUUGACAAUAAUAAACGUCUUUGUCGAUGAUACGUCGUUUUGUGAGGCGCUCGCGCCGGCCGGUCGCGAGAUAACGCGCGCGAGAUUCGCCGCCGCCGAGCUUUCAGUGCACGCUCGAUCGUCGGGAUUGCGGAUCUCAAACCGCUCGCGGAAACAAGAAGAGCGACUUCCGUUGAAGAGAUCGACUUGGUUUCCGCCGGGGGAUCGCGCGGCAAGCCAGCCAUGCCGGCUGCCACCACCGUGUUCGCGGCUUUCUCGGUCCUCAAGGACCACGUCAAGUUCAAAGUCAAUCAGGAGUCGGUGUCCAUCGACAAUCUCGUUUUCAGGCUGCACUACAGGGUGACGUUCUUGUUGCUGCUCGUCGCGUCGAUUCUCGUGUCCUCCAGGCAGUUUAUCGGGGAGCAUAUCAGGUGUAUCGCCGACGCUGGUGUGCCGAGCAAGGUGAUCGAGACCUUCUGCUUCUUCACGUCCACCUAUACCGUGGUGAAGCAUCUGAACUCUACCGCGGUGCAGCAAGGCGAGCUGCCGCAUCUUGGCGUCGGGCCGGCCGGCAAGGACGAUCCUGUCAUACACCACGCUUACUACCAAUGGGUGCCGUUCGUGUUGUUCUUCCAGGCGCUGCUUUUCUACAUGCCGCACUACUUGUGGCGAAGAAUGGAAGGCGGCCGCUUGAAGAUGCUGGUGUCGGGCCUGCACAUGGCGUCCUUAGCGCUGAGCGAGACGGAGCUGAAGGUGUCGGACAAUCUCAAGGUGCCGUCGAGGGGCGAGCGCGACGAGAAGAUACAGCAGAUCCGCAUCGGCUUCCUCAACCGCCUGCACCUCAAUCGACCGUGGGCAUACGGCCUGACUUUUUGCGAGGUCAUGAAUUUCGCCAACGUGAUCAUGCAAAUUUACUUGACCGACUGGUUCCUCGGCGGCGCCUUCCUCGGACUCGGUCAGUCAGUCGCCGAGCCGGUACCUAAGGACGAGACGGAUCCGCUCGAUAUCGUGUUCCCGAAGGUAACCAAGUGCAUUUUCCACAAGUUCGGCCCUUCCGGCACCAUACAGAAGCACGACGCGCUGUGCGUGAUGGCGCUGAACAUCGUCAACGAGAAGAUCUACACGGUCCUCUGGUUCUGGUUUAUCGUGCUGGCAGUGGUAACCGGUUUGGGAUUGCUUUGGAGGAUCCUGACCAUGAUCCUCCACGCGAGGAGCACGUCAUUCAACAAGCUCGUGUUUUCCAUGGCCUGCCCCGGGAAGUUCAAUCCGUGGAACGUGCUCAGGGUCACGCACGAGUAUUACUUCGGCGACUGGCUCUUCCUCUUCUACAUCGCCAAGAACUUGGACAAUUACGUGUUCAAGGAGCUGCUGCAGCAGCUAGCGGAGGACCUUGACAGUCGGCGGCAGUUGCAGCAUUCUGACCGUUACAAGAUACUGCCACUGGACGUGGAGGAGGAGAUGCUGAAGAAGCGCUGAGUGACGCGGAGAGACGAACUUGACGUGAAUCGACCUGCCUGCAAAGCCGGUCGAUCGCGAUUCUCUCGCCGGCCAAGCCAGACAAGCGAAGCUAUGAAGAACGCGAUUUUACAAAAUCGACACGGAGAAAAAUGUUUGAUUGGGGAUGAAGCAGUGAAUUUUCCGGCGAUUAGGCGAUUCAGAAAUCCCGCUUGAAAGUAGCUUUCGACGAAUUCUUUUCAGGCUCGCCGGAGAGCUCGAUGCUUCAGACUGGAUUCUGAUAACUCUCAGCGGAAUUUCCGUGUCGUUGGCGUUUCACCAGAAGAUCGCCUCGCUCGACCAAACAUUUUUCUCCCCGUGA